AUGAAGAUGAACAAAAUGAGUAGCAAGUUGAUAAAACCACACACCCCAACCCCUCAAAACCUCAAGAAUUACAAGUUAUCACUUAUAGAUGAGCUUGCGGACCCAGGACAUUAUUUUGCAGUUGUUCUGUUUUACGAAUCGAAACCCGAAGACGGCAGCCUCCAGUUGGAAGAAUCACUGGCCAGAAUCUUGGUUGAUUUCUAUCCUCUUGCAGGUAGAUUCAUCAAGAAUUAUAGUUCGAUUGAUUGCUGCGACGAGGGAGCCGAGCUCGUCGAAGCAGAGGCUCUAGAUGUCGAGCUGAUCGACCUCGUAACAAAAAUGGAGCUCGAUCAGCUCGACAAUCUCCUGCCCCACCAACAUUUCCGACGACACCAAUCUCCUGAUAAUCCAAUCCUCUCAAUCCAGAUCACACGUUUCUCCUGUGGUGGGGCCGCCGUCGCCAUCAGCGUCUCCCACAAGAUCUUCGAUGGGUCGUCGCUUGCGACGUUUGUGGCCGCCUGGACGGACGCCACCAAUCCGGAUCAUGAUAAGAGGGUGAUUAGCCCGUCUUUUCAUCUCCCCCCGUUGCUUCCAUCCGACAACCGGGCCCCAGCCCCGGCCCCGGCCCCAGCCCCGGCCCCGGGUUCCGGUCACAAGGUUGUUGUAAAGAGGCUUUUGUUCAACAAGGAGGCUUUAACGAGGCUGAAAUCAAGAAUAAGCCAAACCAACGGAAAACCCUUAUCUGGAGUGCGUGUUGUGUCUGCCGUUACGGCCAAAGCCCGAAUCCGACUAGAUCGCGCCAUCCACGGAAGAAGCAGAAUCUCCGUCGUACUUCAAGGGAUUAACAUGCGAGAGAGAUCAAUCCCACCUCAGUCAACACACACUUGUGGGAAUUUCUUGAUCCCAGCACUGACGCGCAUAGAAGCUGAGGAGGAAAUUGGUGUUGAUCAACUUGUUCGUCUACUGGGAGAUUCUAUUCGAGGCGCCAUAUCUCGUCAUGCUGAGAUACUGUCUCUUGAUAGGGAUGGACGUGAUAUCUUCACAAAUUAUAUGAAAAGCCUCGAAACACUUAUUUGCGAUCCUGAGAUCAAUUUUAUGGUCAUCACUGAUUGGAGCAGGUUUGGAUUCCACGAAGCUGAUUUCGGAUGGGGGAAGCCUGUUUCGACGGGCAACAUAUUCUGGCCGCCGUUCAGCCACUUAGUGGUGCUGACGAGCGACAGAGAGGGAGAUGGGAUUGAGGCAUGGUUUUAUUUGAACCAAAAUGAAGUGCAUUACUUUGAGCAAGAUGAGGAGAUCAAACCCUUCAUAUCCUAG
Molecule: messenger RNA, 1293 nt
Organism: Salvia miltiorrhiza (redroot sage)
Lineage: Eukaryota; Viridiplantae; Streptophyta; Magnoliopsida; Lamiales; Lamiaceae
Product: pelargonidin 3-O-(6-caffeoylglucoside) 5-O-(6-O-malonylglucoside) 4'''-malonyltransferase-like
Exons: 1
Coding region: 1-1293 (430 amino acids)
Source: RefSeq, a predicted model, not a curated record